Messenger RNA from Papilio polytes (common Mormon), 955 nucleotides. RefSeq names its product enhancer of mRNA-decapping protein 4-like. Gene Ontology annotation, biological process: deadenylation-independent decapping of nuclear-transcribed mRNA. The transcript is spliced from 6 exons. Gene Ontology annotation, cellular component: P-body. Lineage: Eukaryota; Metazoa; Arthropoda; Insecta; Lepidoptera; Papilionidae. The coding region runs from base 14 to 955 and encodes 313 amino acids. The record is from RefSeq and is a predicted model, not a curated record.
CAAACCUAAAGACAUGCAGCGCCUGGAGCGUGACAUAAAAGAAGUCCUGUCAAAAUUUCUUCAAAGCGAUGAUCUGAAAGAACAGCUAGUAUCAGCAACGCAGCAGUGCGUGCAGGAGUCGAUACAAAACAUACUGUCAGACGGCUUGUCGGCGCGCUAUCUGCCAGCACUGAAACGCUCCCAACAACAUCUGCUCAACCACGUCACUAACGUCAUCCGGGAAUCAUUUAGAGAGUUGGAAGAUAACACGAAACUGCUAUCCAUAUCUGUGCACAGAAGAACGAAGACCCUGCGCAGAACGCUGCAGGAGCACCAGAAUCUGUUGGAGAAGGUGGAUCUCAACGGGAACCUGUUCGGAGAUUUGAAGAGAGGACUGCAAGAAAUCCUUCAAGAGGAAUUAAGGUUAUGGCGCGAGAGUCUAUUCGACGUGUUGUUCACACAGAGCCGCGAGCAGCGCACUAGUGAAGACGAGGUGUCGAGUACAUCAUCCUUCGUGCCGAGCAGUCCGCCGCAGCCCGCAGACCCCAAGAAGUCUAUUAUUGAUCAGCUGUUGAAAUCAGCGGAGAUCCAGAAGCUGAUGCGCGCGGGGAGGGUGAACAGUGCAUUCGAGCAGGCGCUGUCUGCGGGCGAGCUGGCGCUGGUGGUGGCGGCGUGCCGCGCGGCCGAGCCGGCGCGCGUGUUCGCGCCGCGCUGCUGUCUGCUGCAGCCCACGCUGCUCUCCCUCGCGCAGCAGCUCGCCACGGACAUGGUGCACGACACACAGCUCAAGUGCAGAUAUCUAGAAGAUGCUAUCAUCAACUUAAACCCCUUGGACGCGGUGACACGCAGCCACCUGCCAGUCGUGGUGAGGGAAGUCCGCAGCCAUCUCACAAAGUUUCUGACAGACUACCCGAACCACGUGGCCGGUCGCAGAGUAGCACUCAUUAUCAUGGCCGCCAAUAACUUAUUGAGUUAA